Molecule: messenger RNA, 6758 nt
Organism: Photinus pyralis (common eastern firefly)
Lineage: Eukaryota; Metazoa; Arthropoda; Insecta; Coleoptera; Lampyridae
Gene: DNApol-epsilon255
Product: DNA polymerase epsilon catalytic subunit A
Exons: 25
Coding region: 108-6737 (2209 amino acids)
Biological process (GO): mitotic cell cycle; DNA replication proofreading; nucleotide-excision repair, DNA gap filling
Cellular component (GO): nucleus; epsilon DNA polymerase complex
Molecular function (GO): zinc ion binding; single-stranded DNA 3'-5' DNA exonuclease activity; nucleotide binding
Source: RefSeq, a predicted model, not a curated record
GUAAUAUGAUCUCAUUGAUUUGGCAACACUGUUUUAUUUCGAUAGUUUUACCGCCAAAAUAAAUGUCAUGGUAGAAGGUUAGGAAAAAGAAAUAGAGAAUUUCCAUUAUGUUUCCAAAUAAAUUUAGAAAAAAGCGUACAGAGAAUCAGAACAAUGAAAACGUUCCCAAUGCUAGAAGGGAAGAAACUUCUGAACUGAGAUUACGACAAGCGCAAGAAAAUGAUGCGAUUGAUACAAAGUACGGGUUUGUAAGAAUAACAGAGUACCAAGAACGAACCGGUUUCCUGUUGAACAUACACACUAAUGAGAUCUUAAAUGAUGAUAAAAGGCUUAUAUCGGCGGUCGACUAUUACUUUAUGGAAGAGGAUGGUACACGGUUUAAAGUAUCCUACCCGUUCAAACCCUAUUUUUACAUUCUGACCCAGCGAGAGUUACUUCACGAGGUUUCUAUGUACCUACUUAAAAAAUACGCUGGUACCAUUGACAGUAUUGAAGAAGUAGUUAAAGAAGAUUUAGACCUACCUAACCACUUGAUCGGAUUAAAGCAGCGCUAUUUAAAGUUGUCGUUUGUUAGUCAAAAUGAUUGCAUUAAAGUUAGAAAAGACAUUCUAACGGUGGUUAGGAAAAAUCGAAAGCGCAAAGAACAGAACUGCCACUAUGCAGCGCUAGUUGUGGAAAAUAUUGCUAAAAACACUACUGAGUCGUCGCAUACAAGUUUAAAUACAGAUCAUCUGGAGAACAUUCUUGACAUAAGAGAAUAUGAUGUACCAUAUCAUGUACGUGUCUCGAUCGAUCUACGCAUAUUUUGUGGAUCAUGGUAUACAGUGAAGUGUAAGGCGGGAGGAAAUCAUCCUCCUUUAUUUACGCCCAGACCUGACAUCAUUGAGCGACCCGAACCGAUUGUCUUGGCUUUCGAUAUUGAAACUACAAAAUUACCACUGAAGUUCCCGGAUGCGAACACCGAUCAGAUUAUGAUGAUCUCGUAUAUGAUUGAUGGACAAGGAUUUCUAAUUACGAAUAGAGAGAUUUUAUCAGCGGACAUAGAGGAUUUUGAGUAUACACCGAAGCCUGAACUCGAAGGAAAGUUUACGAUUUUCAACGAGCCCAACGAGUUCAGCUUGAUUCAGAGAUUUUUCUAUCACAUUAUGGACGUUCGCCCGCAUAUUUUCGUAACCUACAACGGUGACUUCUUCGAUUGGCCCUUCGUUGAGGCACGCGCUGCCUUUUACGAAUUGGAUAUGAAGCAGGAGAUCGGUUUCUCCAAGUCCAAAGAUGGCAUUUAUUCGUGCAGAGCUGCAACCCAUAUGGAUUGCCUGUGCUGGGUGAAGAGAGAUUCGUACCUUCCUGUCGGAUCGCAAGGUCUGAAGGCGGUAGCCAAGGCUAAAUUGAGGUAUGAUCCGGUUGAGUUGGAUCCAGAAGAAAUGUGCCCAUUGGCGGCAUCCCAGCCGCAGGUUCUUUCUAAUUAUUCUGUGUCUGAUGCUGUUGCCACUUAUUAUUUGUACAUGCAGUAUGUGCAUCCUUUCAUUUUUGCUUUAUGUACAAUUAUUCCAUGUGAACCGGAUGAAGUCUUACGAAAAGGCUCAGGUACCCUUUGUGAAGCACUACUUAUGGUGGAAGCUUUUCAAGUUAACGUCAUAUUUCCGAAUAAACAAGAGACGAUUUUGAAUAAACUGACUGACGAUGGUCAUCUAUUACAUCAGGAAACCUACGUUGGAGGUCAUGUGGAGGCUUUAGAAUCGGGUAUUUUUCGAGCAGACAUCCCUUGUCGUUUUCGAUUGGACAUAGAGAUGCUCGACACCUUAAUAUCGCAAAUAUCAAAGACUUUAACUCACGCGAUUGAAGUCGAAGAAGGUAUCCCUUUAGAUUGUGUAACCAAUUUGCAAAACGUAACUGAUGAAAUUAAGACGAAAUUGGAAGCUUUAAAGGAACAACCGAUGCGAUUAGAAAAACCACUGAUUUAUCACUUAGACGUGGGCGCGAUGUAUCCCAAUGUAAUUUUAACAAAUCGACUACAACCAUACGCAAUGGUAGAUGAAACUGUUUGUGCUGCUUGUGAUUUUAAUAAACCUGGGGCGACUUGCCAACGUGGAAUGGCAUGGAUGUGGAGGGCCGAAUACAUGCCCGCGAGCCGCAGUGAGUAUCAUCGUAUACAACAACAACUUGAAACCGAGAAAUUUCCGCCUCUUUUUCCAAACGGACCACAGCGUGCGUUUCACGAGUUGAAAUUAGAGGAACAGGCGGAAUUAGAAAAGAAGCGUAUGGGAAUUUAUUGUCGUAAGGUUUAUAAAAAACAGAAGGUUACUAAGAUGGAGGAACGUACGUCGACAGUGUGCCAGAAGGAGAACUCAUUUUAUGUUGAUACUGUACGUGCCUUUCGAGAUAGAAGAUAUGAGUACAAAAGUCUUUCGAAAAAAGCUAAGCAACAAGUAGUUGUUGCUGUAAUAGGAGGAAAUGCGGCCGAAAUAAAAUCGGCGAAAAAUCGCGAAAUCCUCUAUGAUUCCCUGCAGUUAGCCCACAAAUGUAUUUUGAAUUCAUUUUACGGUUACGUUAUGAGACGAGGGGCACGCUGGCAUAGCAUGGAGAUGGGGGGAAUUGUGUGCUAUACAGGUGCAAACAUAAUCAUGAAAACAAGAGAAAUUGUGGAACGUGUAGGACGUCCACUCGAGUUAGAUACUGACGGAAUUUGGUGCAUUCUUCCAGCCUCAUUUCCUGAUAACGUUACGGUGACCACUUCAGAUGAAAAGAAGAAGAAACUAAAUAUUUCGUAUCCAAACGCUGUGUUAAACGCAAUGGUUAAAGCUAACUUUACUAAUGACCAAUAUCAUGAAUUGACCGAUCCAUACUCGUUGAGCUAUGUCCAAAAAAGCGAAAACUCAAUUUUUUUUGAGGUGGAUGGUCCAUAUAGAGCCAUGGUCUUACCCGCCUCUAAGGAGGAAGGUAAAAAGCUAAAAAAGCGGUAUGCUGUUUUCAAUUUUGACGGUUCACUCGCUGAACUGAAAGGAUUUGAGGUUAAACGCAGAGGGGAACUACAAUUAAUUAAAAUUUUCCAAUCUUCGGUUUUUGAAGCAUUUUUAAAAGGCGACAGUUUAGAGUCUUGUUACGCUGCGGUGGCACAAAUCGCCGAUUAUUGGUUGGACGUUUUAUACUCGCAAGGAAGGCAUAUGCCCGAUUCGGAGUUAUUCGAUCUAAUCUCGGAAAACCGAUCGAUGUCACGCAAGCUUGAGGAUUAUGGGGCCCAAAAGAGUACAUCUAUAAGUACUGCGAAGCGUUUGGCAGAGUUUUUAGGAGAUCAAAUGGUUAAAGAUGCCGGACUUGCUUGCAAAUAUGUUAUUUCGAAGAAGCCGGAAGGAGCACCAGUUACCGAGAGAGCGAUUCCAUUAGCGAUAUUCCAAGCGGAGGAAGCUGUUCAAAAGUACUACCUGCGGAAAUGGUUAAAGGAUUCGUCUUUGAACGAUUUUGAUAUUAGAGACUUGUUAGAUUGGAGCUAUUACAUUGAGCGUUUGGGUGGCGCAAUUCAAAAAAUUAUUACCAUUCCAGCUGCUAUGCAAGGAGUUUCAAAUCCAGUACCUAGAGUGCGCCACCCUGACUGGUUACACAAAAAAAUGCUGGAAAAGGAUGAUAAUUUUAAACAAAGACGUAUAACCGAUAUGUUCUCUGCUUGCGCGAAAAACGCUGCUAAUACCUUGCCCACAUCCAAAGUGAAAGACAUCGAAGAUUGUGGCGUUACCAAAAAAUCUCCUCUGAAAAAACCAAUUGCAAAUGUCAACAAGCGCAAGCGCCAACAGGAAAAUGAAUUUGAAGGUUUCGAUUUAACUCUAAGCUGGAGGGAAGCACUAGGUACACCCCCACUUUUGGGGGAAACCAAGGCCGAUUUCGACGCUUGGCUCGCAUUCCAAAAAAAGAAGUGGAAGUAUCAAAUGUUGCAACGGUUGGAAGGGCAGCAAAAAGUGAAGAGACUAAAAGGAAGUACUGCAGUUGUAAGGUCGGCCGCUCCAGGUACCUUACAAGGUUUCCUGUUAAAGGCCCAGCGUGCUUUGCUUGCAAAUCCAUGGCAGAUUUUGCAGAUCGUUAAAACGAAUACCCCGGGUGAAUUUUUAGUCUGGGUUCUUGUCGAGUCAGAAAUACACAUUGUUAAGCUGAUAGUGCCCAGAAUGUUCUAUGCGAAUCUACGUACCCCAAAGUGUGCAGACGAGGGCGCGUUAUUUAAAAAAUGCAAUCGCACUCUCCCUCGUUCGAAACAAGUAAAUUGCCUGUACCUCUAUACUGUGCAAGAAUCUUUAUUUGAAGAAUAUGGAAAAGAGUUGCAAUUGAACAACUCCAAUGUAGAGGGCGUGUACGAAACGCAAGUACCUCUCAUCUUCAGAGCCUUCGUCCAGCUAGGUUGCGUGUGUCGGGUAACAUCAAAGUCUCCAAAUAUGGACUCCGAUACAUUCUCUCUCUCCGAUUUAGAAAUGACGAGCAUCUCUAAGCAGCCAUACCUACCGAAAGAUAGCUUAAAGCACUUGUUUCUGUAUCAGCAUCGUUCGAACAGCGACAAGCGGCAAUUUUUCGGUCUAUUUCUCACACCGAUUAAAAAAGCGAUCAUAAUUGUAGUCGAAACUGUUCGCCAUAACGAAAUGCCUAACUUGAAGACAAUUUAUCAGGCGGAACGUAUUGCAGAACAAGAAAGAAAUCCAGAUAUCGAACUACCACCGGAAGAUCUACAAAUAAUGGUGCGCAUCGAGACAGACGUAAAGGAAGUGCAUAAGUUGCUUCAAAAACACCUACAAGCCUAUAGGGACGAGAAAAAAGGGCCCACAUUACUAGCCAUACAAACUUUAGAUGAUACUUUGCAGCUACAACAUGGCGUACCCGUUCUUACUGAAUUUCCUCAGGCUCAUAUUCAUGUUAAAGACGUAGACGAUUUAUAUAACAGUAUUGACUGGCGACGGAUUGGCGCAAAAGCUUUGAUUCGACAUUAUCUGAACAGCGAGAGGGUUUUAGAAUUCAUCACCGAGCAAUGUCGUUAUUAUCACCUACCAAUAGGAAAUCUACCAACCGAUCCGACGUUAUUCGCAUCCGAUUUAUUCUUUGCCAGGCACUUGAUCAAACAAAAUCAUGUCUUAUGGUGUUCAAAUUCGGAUCGUCCAGAUUUAGGUGGCAGCGAAGAAAGCGAUGCCCGGCUCUUGGCGGAGUCGCAGGAGGAGUCUAGUGAACUGUGUAAUAAGCCCGGAUGGUAUUCGAGUAUCUGUAUUGAAUUGGACAUCGACAGUCUCGCGAUUAACACCUUGCUUCAAGCACAUCAUAUUACAGAUAUUGAGGGAACGAGCUCCGCCACUGCUUUUGACGCUGCAGUUCCCCCUUCGUUAGAUGAGUUAAUCAGUGGCAAUAUGAAUUGUGGUUACGACGAAACGGCACGUUGUGGGGAAGCUUUUCGAAUAUUGCGCACAAUGGCAACUAUUUGGAUGCGCGAUAUUUCCCUUUACAGGAAUAGAUUUGCUGAUUUUCAAGUUAUCCAUUUCUACAGGUGGCUUCGAUCACAAAAAUCGUUACUGUAUGAUCCAGCGUUGUUGCGUAAUUUGCAAAAUUUGAUGAAGAAGCUGUUCAUGAUGUUAGUGGCGGAGUUUAAAAGAUUAGGUUGCACAAUAAUAUACGCCAAUUUUAAUAAGAUCAUACUUUGUUCCAAGAAACGCUUGGUUGAAGAUGCUCUUGCUAAUGCCGAAUUUGUAAUCACUUCCAUCCGGAAUAAGGAAUUGUUUCACUCUUUACAAAUUACUUAUAGCAAGUGUUGGGAGCAACUAAUUUGGCUCGAUUCUACAAACUUCGCCGGAAUUCAGGGAAAAUUACCUGCAGGUCUUGAAGGCGAAGCAGGCGAGGUCCAAGAAAGAAUAGAAACCACGAAUAGAGAUGUUGUGAAUGAGGACGAGCCUGUGAUUGUGAUGAAUUGGAAUUUGGCAGAGCAACUUCCCGAGGCAGGGGGGUGUCGACAUAAUUUUAAUGCGAUUAUAGCUGGCUAUAUUAAUGCAAUUUAUAUGAAACUUCGAGAGACUGAUUGUAAUGAUAGUAUUGUUGUGGGUCUUAGUCAACCGUCACUCGGUUUGGGGGCGAAUGAAGUUGUAACAAGUUACGCUAAGGAACUAAUUGAAGGGGAAGUUAGUCAAAAUCUCUUCAGAAUUGUGGAAAGGAUUUUCAAUCGGUUACCCGCAAAGAUUGAUGAUUGUUCGCCUGCUCUUGAAUUUGUUAAUGCAAUUUGCCAUGUUUUGGAUCUCGAUCCUGCAGUACACGACGAGGUGUACAACUUAAAAUGCAAUUUGUUGAAACUUAUUGGUGUAGGUGAAUUUUCAGAAAAAGCUGUAUGGAUUGAUCGUACAGUAUCUUUUGUUGUGCCUCAAAUUAUAUGUAAAGCUUGUAAUCACUGUCGCGAUUUAGAUCUAGGCAGGGAUCCUCAUAGAAGUGAUGUUGCGUGGCUGUGUCCCUUGUGUAAUACAGAUUACGAUAACAAUGAAAUCGAAGGCCUUAUUUUAGAAAUUAUUAAUAAAAAGUUUUUGGCUUACAAUUUACAAGAUAUGCAAUGUAAAAAAUGCGGCCAGAUCAAAAUGGAAAAUCUGAUGAUGCGUUGCCAGUGUGCCAGUGAAUUUAUGGGUCUACUGCCAAAAGCAGACUUUGUGAAAUUACUAGAAAAAUUUUAUAAACUUGCGAAAACUUUUAACAUGAAGAUCGUCAAGGAGUUUAUUGAGAAUGUAUUAGCAUUAAUUUAAUAAAGUUCUUUUACACUAUAA